This is a messenger RNA of Carassius carassius (crucian carp), 3198 nucleotides long. Its product is annotated as F-box/LRR-repeat protein 19-like. The record is from RefSeq and is a predicted model, not a curated record. Lineage: Eukaryota; Metazoa; Chordata; Actinopteri; Cypriniformes; Cyprinidae. Gene Ontology annotation, biological process: protein demethylation; regulation of transcription by RNA polymerase II. The transcript has 11 exons. Bases 507 to 2945 code for a protein of 812 amino acids. Gene Ontology annotation, molecular function: DNA binding; histone demethylase activity; zinc ion binding.
CCACAUCUCCCAUGUUGCCUUUCGGCUGUGACGAACAGACCGGGAGGAGCUGUCGUUUUUUUACUCUCCAUAUUUUUUAUUUACAAUAUUUAUUUAUUUAUUUGAUCGUCGGGAGCAGGCUCGGAGUGCGGUGGCGUCGGGGUGACGAGCUGCUCUGGACUGGGACAGAUAUUAAUAUAAUACUCCUGCACGCGCAGCGGAGCAGCACAAUAGAGAGAGCGAACAAAGACGCGCUCGUCCGCCUGCGCUGUUUCUCUUUCAGUUCAGCCGAGCGCUGGGAGACUGGCCUGCGCUCACAGGUGAGGAUCUCUGCCCGUGUGGAGCAUCAGAGGAGCUGAGGGAUCGUGAUCUCUGAGUCUGGGGUUUAAUCGAGUCUCUCAUGUAAAGCUGUGAUACAACAGGAACAAGGAAGCGGUCUCAUUGUGUGCAUCUGUCGCGAGAACACAUCAGUCUGAUGCUCGAUCCAGCAGCAUGCGCCUCCACUCGAGCAGCUGAAUGCGGAGGGGAUGUCUGGCAGUAAGGCUCUGGGUGGUGCGCGGCGGCGGCGGACACGGUGCCGGCGCUGUCAGGCCUGUCUGCGGACCGAGUGUGGAGAGUGUCACUUCUGUAAGGACAUGAAGAAGUUCGGCGGGCCGGGCCGGAUGAAGCAGUCCUGUCUGCUCCGGCAGUGCACUGCGCCCGUGUUACCACACACAGCCGUGUGUUUCGCGUGUGGUGAAGCAGGGAAGGAGGACACGGUGGAGUCGGAGGAGGAGAAGUUCAGCCUCUCGCUCAUGGAGUGCACCAUCUGUAACGAGAUCAUCCACCCCAGCUGUCUGAAGAUGGCCAAGUCUGAAGGCAUUAUUAAUGAUGAGAUCCCAAACUGCUGGGAAUGUCCAAAGUGCCACAAGGAAGGAAAGACCAGUAAGGAUCCAGGAGAUGGUUCAGGGAAGAGGCGCAUGGACAAUGGGGAGGUGAGCCGCUGGAAGCUGACGGAUGAGCCUCCACCCAGUAAGAAGAAGAGCCUGUCCCUGGACGACUCGGCCCGGCCGGACGGAGCCAAGCGCAGGAAGGACAAGGAGCUUCCUCAGGAGAGUGCCUCCAGAAAGAAGAUCAAAGGUGCCCGUGAUAAACACCUGAAAAAGCAGAAAGCCAAACCCAACUCCUCGGAUUCUUCUGAAGCGAACGGGCCCAACUCUUUGCUGGCUGGUGGACACAGCUCUGCUGGAGGCUCUGGUGCGCCGCAGCCCUCAGCCCCGAGCCAGGACCAGCGCUCGCAUCACCGUGAGAAGCUCGAGCGCUUCAAACGCAUGUGUCAGCUACUGGAGCGAGUGCGCGACUCCAGCUCCUCGUCCUCCUCCAGCUCAGAAAGUGACUCGGAAUCGGAUUCAGACUCGCCAUCUCCUGUCGCCGCCUCAGAAGCUUCCUCUCCAGCAGCUGGAUAUGGCAACAGCAGCAUCCGCGAGCGAGAGCGAAGCCGCCGUCUGGCAGAGCUGGGCUUCAGUGCCAGUGAGGAUUCUGAUGGCGAGAGCGUAGCAGCAGACCAUGAGCAGGACGAGCCGCAGCCACAUCGCCGCAGAGGAGACGUGAGUAGCAGGCUGCGCAGAGCGGUCGUGGACACUGAAGCAGAUGAUGAUGAGGACAGGGCAGGGGAUCGGGGUCAGCCGUCCUCACCGCUGUCAGCUACGCAGCUGCCACCCUUUGGACAUGGACAUUUGGCGGGACCCGAAGGCCUGUCCUCAUCCAAGCGCACUAACGGACAGGACACACGCAACGGCCGCACACGGGUGGCUGGCAGAGAGAUGCAAGAGAAGGAGAACUCCAACAGCAGUACUGUAACCAAUCACCCGCACACCCCCGGAAAGGCUGUCCGUGGGAGCAAAAUCCGAGGAGGAAGCCGGCAGAACAUUUCCUCAAAUAAGAGCACAGGUACAGCAUCAGCUGGCUCUGGUACUGCGAACGGCAACACUGCCACCUGUAACCCGGUCAGCGUCUCUUUGACUCCACAUCGCUCGCAGCAGUCGCGCUCACAACUGGUGAAGAGGAGUGCUGUGGCUGUGCCCUCUCCGCCGCGGCCCCUGCAGAUGGAGCGGCACCUUGUGCGACCGCCGCCGGCCUGCCCCGAGCCACACUGCCUGCCGCUGGACAGCGGCGCGUCUCACGUGCUGCCAAGGGAAGUCUGGCUCCGUGUCUUCCAGCAUCUCAGUCAGCGGCAGCUGUGUGUCUGCAUGCGUGUGUGCCGCACUUGGAGCCGUUGGUGCUGUGAUCACAGGUUAUGGACUCAGAUCGAUCUGAGCCACCAGCGCUCCAUCACUCCUCCCAUGCUGAGCAGUAUAAUCCGUCGACAGCCUGUGUCUCUCAACCUGGGCUACACCAACAUCUCCAAGAAACAGCUCAUGUGGCUCAUAAACCGUCUGCAAGGUCUGCUGGAGCUGAACGUGGCGGGCUGCUCGUGGUCCUCGGUCUCGGCGCUCUGUCAGUCUGUGUGUCCCUGUCUGCGGCUGCUGGACCUCAGCUGGGUGGAGGAUCUGAAGGACUCGCAUCUGAGGGAGCUGCUGGCCCCGCCGACCAACGACACACGCUCAGCUCAUGGAGAGAACCGCGGCGGACGCUUCCAGAACGUGACAGAGCUGCGUCUGGUGGGCCUGGAGGUGACGGACGCCAUGUCACGCCUGCUAGUGCGCUAUCUUCCUCACCUGAGCAAGCUGGACCUAAGCCAGUGCUGCCACAUCACAGACCAGAGCAUCCACACGCUGACCUCUGCCCUGUCCCCGCUGCGAGAGAGCCUCACACACAUCAGCCUGGCAGGCUGUGUGAAGGUGACGGAGCAGUGUCUUCCUCUGCUGCGCCGCUGUGCCUCGCUGCAGACGGUGGACCUGCGUUCCUGCAACCUCCUCGCUCCUGACGUCUGCCAGCUGCACUGCUUCCCCUCGGCCCCAGACAGACUCCUGCUCAAGAACAGCUAGACUUCUGCCCACCAUCAACACUACCACAACACAGUGUCAGAGGAAAGAACAUUGUAAAUCAGAGACACUUUGCUGUUUUUUUUGUUCUGUUUUUAUUUCUGGAUCAACCAUUUGUGAAUGGAGACAUUAAUUCCACAUAGAUAUUCCGUACCAGUAAUGAGUGUGUGUACAGAUUAGUAGUUGACUGUAAAUGACCCCCACGACCCCUGACCCCUGGUCCCAGCUCAGCUCUGUGCCUGCUGGGAACACUGAC